Colletotrichum lupini is the source of this 2562-nucleotide messenger RNA. RefSeq lists its product as uncharacterized. The coding region runs from base 1 to 2562 and encodes 853 amino acids. NCBI's taxonomy places the organism in Eukaryota, Fungi, Ascomycota, Sordariomycetes, Glomerellales, Glomerellaceae. Gene Ontology annotation, molecular function: transmembrane transporter activity. Gene Ontology annotation, biological process: transmembrane transport. The transcript is spliced from 10 exons. The record is from RefSeq and is a predicted model, not a curated record.
AUGAUUCAUCGCAACCAAGCUUGGCAAAGCUUCCAUCAGGAGUCCUCAAUUACCAAGACGAUCCAGUGGCUCGUCAUCAAUCUAAUGUGGAAGUGCCCUACGAGAUAUACAACCGGUUUUCAAAGCACCGCAAGCACAUCACUGUUGCCGUCAUUUCCUGUUGCAGCCGAGUACAAGACUAGCGGAGAUAUCAUCAGUCUUAGCAAUGCGUUGUAUCUUGUCUUUAUGGCCAUUAGCCCCUGCUUUUGGGGGCCAUUGAGCCAAGUGUACGGCCGAAAAUGGGCAAGUAGUUUCUCUACAGACACCACUUCUCAUUCCGCGACGAGUUCAUUGUCAACUAGCCGUCGCCUGUUCAUCAAGACGUGUAUGGUGACAGCUUCAUUGUUUUUGGGGUGCUCGAUCGGCACAGCACUCAGCCCCAACGUCCCGGCUUUCUUCGUGUUUCGCAUCCUGACCGCUUUUGCCGGCACAUCGUUCCUCGUCACCGGUCCUGCAGUGAUUGGCGAUUUGUAUCAUCCUACAGAACGCGCGACUGCGAUGGGUUGGUUCUUAUCCGGCACACUCAUUGGACCGACGAUUGGCCCAGUCCUCGGAGGUAUUAUUGUGACCUACACAUCUUGGCGCGCCAUCUUCUGGCUUCAGACCGCGCUCGCAGGUGUCGGCGUUGGAGGUGCCAUAUUGUUCAUGCCAGAGACGCUGCAAGAACUGAAAAAGGCAGGCCUCGAAGGGCUUGCAUUCAGUAAAAAGGUCAGGGUGCUAUGGGGCAUGACGAACCCGGUCAGAGUUGUUCGACUAUUCAAGUUUCCGAACCUCAUCCUGGUGGCAAUCGCCAGUGGCUCGCUCGUAUGGAACAUGUACGGCAUGCUGACCCCAAUCCGAUACGUUCUCAACCCUCGUUUCUCUUUGACGUCGCCGGCACAAUCGGGCCUAUUCUACUUGGCUCCGGGCUGCGGCUAUCUUGCCGGUACCCUCGUAGGUGGCCGCUAUGCCGAUUAUACAGUUCGGCGCUGGAUAGCCGAGCGACACGGACGACGCAUUUCCGAAGACCGGCUGCGCUCUUGUCUUCCCUUCUUGGGGGCCGUUCUGCCGGGAUGUAUGCUCAUUUACGGAUGGACAGUCCAGCAGCGCGUUGGUGGCAUUGCUGUACCUGUCGUUUUCAUGUUCCUCGGAGGUGUAUCACAGCUGUUCUGUUUCCCCAGUCUGAACACAUACUGCUUGGAUGUGAUACAGGGACGCAGCGCGGAGGUGAUUGCGGGUAACUUUAUGGUAAGAUACCUCUUUGGUGCCGCUGGCUCGGCUGUUGUACUUCCAGCAAUCAAGGUAAUUGGAGUUGGAUGGUUCAGCACCAUUUCUGCCGGCUUCUUGGUGGUCGGAGCUCUCAGUGUUUGGGCUGUCGCACUCUGGGGUAGAAGAUGGGUACGAGAAGGAGACCUUAUUCAAUUAAUGACGGAUGUGACUAAAGUUCACGAACGGCGGGAUAUCCGCAUCUUGUGUUUCAAAUCGCUACCCGACGCGGCCCCCGAUAAGCAUUCGACCGAUUUUCGGCCGAAUCCCACGAUUCCAAAACUUGAGACGAGCUACCAUUUCAAUACUUCGGUCUAUAACUACGCCUGGAUGGAGCCUACCAAGAUCAUUAUGUCUCCGAGUAGUAAAGUCUCAAUCUUUGCCACGUACCUGAGCGAAGGAGAACAUUCAGAAGACAUGAUGGCGAACAGAAUCAAAGUCGCCAUAGCCGGCGCUACUGGGAACACAGGCUCUUCCAUUGUGAAUGCGCUGCUGAAGAGUCCCGAACUCUUCGAUGUUACAGCUCUAGCGAGACCCUCCUCGAUAAAGAAGCCCGAGCUCCUUGAGUUUGCAAAGCGAGGCGUCCACGUUAAGGCGAUUGAGCUAGAUGGGCCAACAGAGGCAAUUUCCGGAGUCCUCACUAACAUGGACGUCGUCAUCUCAUGCUUGACCUUGUUCACAUUUCAGGAAAAGAUGAAUCUUAUCGAAGCAUCGAGCAAGGUUAACGUUGGUCGAUACAUUCCAAGCUUUUGGGGCCCGGUCUGCGCACCCCGAGGCGUCAUGAUGCUCAGGGAUAAGGAGUUCGUUGACCGUAUCUGGGACCUCCAUCUGCCUUAUACCAUCAUCGACGUUGGAUGGUGGUAUCAGCUGACAUUGCCUGCCCUACCUUCAGGCAGAUUUCGCCCAAUGGUAGAAGAAUACUGCACCACGCGUGUGAUCGGGGACGGCAAUACCCCUUGGGCACUUACCAACAAUCGUGACAUUGGAAAUUUUGUCAGCCGAAUCAUCGCCGAUCCGAGGACCUUGAACAAGAUGGUUUUUGCAUAUGGAGAGGUCAAGACACAGAAUGAAGCCUUCGACAUUCUUGAGAAGGUGUCGGGAGAAACUAUGACUAAGGAAGAGCUGGAAGGCAUUAUCUCCCAGGGUCGCACAGGUCAGGACAUUAUGACAAUCAACCCCGAGAUUGGUAUGGGAGAGUAUCGGAAUCUGCUUGGUAUUCGAGGCGAGAAUACUCCUGACUUUGAAAACUAUGUCAGAGGUAUCUUGCAAACAGUUUGA